This is a messenger RNA of Rhea pennata, 2085 nucleotides long. Its product is annotated as SITS-binding protein-like. The transcript is spliced from 10 exons. Lineage: Eukaryota; Metazoa; Chordata; Aves; Rheiformes; Rheidae. The record is from RefSeq and is a predicted model, not a curated record. The coding region runs from base 1 to 2085 and encodes 694 amino acids.
AUGCCGCCGGCGCCCGCCAGGCCCCUGGGCCAGCCGCCGCCGCCGCUGUGGGAGCCGGCCUCGACGGAGCCGCGCGAGCCGUGGCGCGGGGCCGUGGCCUGCCUCGGCGUGGCCGUCUUCUUCGCCCUGACCAUCGGCGUGGUGUCGUGGCAGGCGGCGGAGACGCCGCGGCGGGCCUGGCUGCUGCGGGGCCCCGCGGCCGGCCUGGCCUGGGAGCGCCGCGCCGGCGCCCUGCUGCUGCUGCGCCGCGGGGCCGGGCGCCCGCUGGCCGCCGUGGCCCCGGCCGCCGGCGCCGCCGCCGGGCUGCCGCCGCCCCUCGACCGCUGCCGCCCCGACGGCAGCCGCUUCUGCGGCGCCUGGGACGAGGCGGCCGAACUGCACGUGUCCCUCGAGGAGGAGGAGGAGGAGGCGCCCGGCGCCGCCGAGUGCUACGGCCUCGCCUGGACCCCGCUGCGGCCCGGCGCCGUGCUGAAGGAUUGCUUCUCCAUGGCGAAUGUCUCCUGGUACGGUGGCGCCGGCGUCCGCGCCCCACGCUGGCUGCUGAACGAUGUGGAUGCCGAGCCACAGCCCUUCGUUAUCAGCGACUUCAGCCGAAACCCUGGUGGCUACGGGCCCGUGCUGGAGGGAUACUUUUUGGGAUCGACAGGUGUGACAGUGAUGGUGGCGCCCGACAUGCCCCUCUUCCUCUCGGUGGAGAGCAACAGGCACUUCUGCCUCGAGAGCCCCCCCGGCAGCCCCGUGCCAGCCCUGCGCUACCGGCUGUGUGCCAGCGCGGACGUCGCCGCGGCCCACCGGCACGCGGGCAGCCGGCUCACCCUGCGGCCCCGGCGCCCGCCCCACGCAGCCCUGCUGGGGUUGCCCAUCUGGCAGUACCACGGCCCCGGGGGCUCGGCCACUAAAAUCAAGCGGGGCCUGAGAGCCUUCUCCAACCGACUGCAGCGGCACCGUCUCAAGGAAGGACUCUUGGCCCUGGGCGAGCGCUGCACUGCCGCCCUUGCUGACACGGACCAACAGAGUGUGCUCAUGGAGGGAAGGAAGCGACGCAGUGCAAAACAUGCCUGGGACCUUUCCAUGAUCAAGCCCAUGAAGCUCUCCAUAACUUUGUCCCCAUACACCAGCAUCGCCUCGCCACUGUUCCUGAGGUCCCUGCAGAACGACACGUUGAGCUACUGGCUGAGCUUGCGCUUGCACCCCGAGGGCUCGGUCCCGCUGCUCACCCAUUGGAAAGGGCAGCUUUCCACCCGCCUCAACACGACCAGUGAGGCUGCGGUGAGUUGGUUCCUGGCACGAGCCAGGCACUUGCAGCAGGUGCUGGGCGCCGAACACGCAGUGCUUGAAGGUGCCGAAGGCAACGCCUACUUUGAGCAGGGUGUCCAGCCGCCCACCGAGCUGGAGGGUGAUCACUACGCUGGGGCACUCGCCGCCAUGGCCGUGGCACUGGGCAAUGCCACCAUCAUCACUGCUGGCGCCAGGUCGAGUCACCUGCCGCUCUUUGUGCGGAUGAGCCCGCUGCGCUCAGACUGGAGCCACGCCGGCUUGAAGGGGCUCAUCCCUGCCGCGCUGCACUACAGCCUCCUGGGCUACAACUUCUUCCUCCCCGACGCAGUAGGAGGGACCCUGGCCAGCGAGCUACCGGUAGACCAAGAGCUGUACGUGCGGUGGCUGCAGAUCGUGACGUUCCUGCCUGUGAUGUCCUUCAGCACACCGCCGUGGGCCUGCUGUGACGCCUGGGUUCUGAAUCUCACUAGGCAAUGCAUCCGGAGGCACCGGGACUUUGUUGCUCCGCUCAUCAUAAAAUACAGCCAGGACUGGGUGGCGUGGGGAUAUCCCAUCUUCCGGCCCGUGUGGUGGCUCAGUCCCAUGGAUCCAGCUGCCUUCACGAUAGAGGAUGAAUUCCUCAUUGGAGAUGAGGUCCUGGUUGCCCCGAUAACUGAAAAAGGGCAAACGUGGAGGGACAUCUACCUGCCAGGAGGAGGGUGCCUGUGGAUGGACACCAACACGGCCCAGGUGUUUGAUGGAGGAACUGUCCUCAGGAAUUACUCUGCCAGCCUUACAGAGGUGCCGGUUUUUAUAAAGACCUCCUAG